Messenger RNA from Conger conger (European conger), 4519 nucleotides. RefSeq names its product phosphorylase kinase, gamma 2 (testis) (gene phkg2). Gene Ontology annotation, biological process: protein phosphorylation; glycogen biosynthetic process. Gene Ontology annotation, molecular function: phosphorylase kinase activity; calmodulin binding; ATP binding. The transcript has 6 exons. Gene Ontology annotation, cellular component: phosphorylase kinase complex. Bases 227 to 1234 code for a protein of 335 amino acids. The record is from RefSeq and is a predicted model, not a curated record. NCBI's taxonomy places the organism in Eukaryota, Metazoa, Chordata, Actinopteri, Anguilliformes, Congridae.
UUGGGCGAAAGUAUUAUAUUUCCUGGUUCUAAUGUGCUCUCUGUCCGUUUCUAUGGGCGUUGAUGUACAUAUUAUAUACUUUAAGCUCUGAACCAAAGCGCUGAGAAGGACAUUGUUGCUCUGUUUGAAGUCUCAUCACAACAGUUCUGUGAGUUUAAUUCCGUGGGUUUGCUAGCAUCAAGGACUGCUGAAGGAGCCGCCGAGAGGUCCAGGCAGGCCCUCAACCAUGACCCGAGAUAUAGUGCUUGGAGAUGAACUUCCCGAUUGGGUGGGAGCAAAGGAGUUCUAUCAGAAAUAUGAUCCAAAAGAGGUGAUUGGCAGAGGCGUCAGCAGUGUGGUACGUAGAUGUAUACACAAGCAAACGGGGCAGGAACUGGCAGUGAAGAUAAUUGAGAUCACAGCAGAGAAGAUGACAGCUCAACAAUUAGAGGAAGUGAAGAACUCCACUCUAAAGGAGAUCCACAUCCUCAAUGUUGUGAGUGGACACCCCUCCAUAAUAACCCUCAUUGAUUCCUAUGAGUCUGCAACAUUCAUAUUUCUGGUGUUUGAUCUCAUGAGAAGAGGCGAACUUUUUGACUACUUAACAGAGAAAGUCACUCUUAGUGAAAAGGAGGCAAGGAGAAGUCUGCUGUGUGCCCGUGCCUCUGAUUGGAUGAAAACCUGCUUUGUGCCCGACUCCUGCCUGUCUGACUACCCGAAGGAAAGCUCAGCCCCGGACCGUAAGAGAACCCGACUCCUUGUACCGACCCCUGGCAUGGGACGACGACGAUUCUCUUGGAUCACGGACUUGUUGACGCUGACAUUAAACUCCAGCUCUUCCCCCCACCAAACAGCAUUAAAUUUCCACUUGAACUUCAAUUCUGCUGACGUGGACAAUGUAUUUAUUGUAUUUGGUCACGUGACUACUCCUACUACCCAGAAGUUUGUCACAUAUGGUGGAGAAUGCGGGCAGCACAUUCUGACUAAAUUCAAUAACAUUACAAUCCACAAAAAUAAUGACGUCUCCCAGUGUGUUCCAGGAGCUCCUCGCUCAGCUAAUCAGCAGCAACAGCAAUGCCACAAACAAACCAUGCAGCUACAGCAGCGUCAAAUUCAGCAGCAGCAGCAAGCCAGGGAGCAGUUCAUGAGGAAGCAAUUUGAACAGACAAACUACAUGCUAGCGGAAAUAAAAGGGCUAUACAUGGCACGAAUGGAGCAGGAAGAAGCCGCUCGACAAAUCCCGCCAGCUUUUUGAUGAAACAAACGGCCACGGAUAGCAUUGAGGCUUUUCUCCGCACAUUCGAAAUCACAGCCCAGCGGGAGAACUGGCUGGAGGAUCAAUGGGCGGAUUUGCUGGCUCCAUUUUCGAUCGGGGUGGCUCAGACCACAUAUCAAAAUUUAACAGAGGGCAAAACAAGAAGAAAUAUCACAGCGACACAGGUUCACGCAGGGCACAGCGGUACCAUGACUGGGGUUAUGAUCCGUCAGCCUCACCCCGAGCACAAAUGCAGGAGCUCACACGGAUCACCAAUGGGUGGCUGAGCCCAAAACCUUGGGAGCCAUAGAGAGGGUGAUUAUGAACCGUUUUCUGCGGGCUCUCCCGUUUGAAGCAAGAAACUGGUGGGUCAGAGCAACCCCAAGAGCGUGGAGGAGCUAGUGGAGCUGAUGGAUGGGUAUCACGCUGGGUCACCCCAGAGCUCCCCAUCCAAGUCCUCAUCGGCCGGGAUGCCGAUGUCUUCCCCGGGCUGUGGCACAGUUUGGCGGGGAGUGGGAAGGACCGAGGACCCUCAAGGAGCCCCAAGAGGCGCCCUCUGGAGCCAGCAUAGUUGUGUGGGUUCCAGGAUGUGGACCCAGUGGCAUCCACAGAGCCGCUCUCGGGGGAGAGUCCAGUGCACCGGCAGUCGCGGCUGAAGAGGCGGCGUUUGAGACCGCAAGAGGGGAGGCAGAGAGCCCUCCAGUCAAGGAGGAGGACGACGUGGGGGACCUGUUCCCCAAAAACCCCGACAACCAGCCCCUACCAGCCCCUCUCGCCGGCAGGUUUGGAACAGCGCAACUGGAAGACCCCAACCUGAUCAGCUCACACCAGCCAGUGUUGGUGGUGGACAGCAAACUGAUGGACAGGGUAAGAGUUGGUAUUUCCUCAUUUUGCAAUUAAAAAUAACCUGCUGGACCAAGUAAUAAUGAAAGCGGGGGUACAGCAGGGACUGUUGUUGGUGCCCCGUGCCUUUAUUCCUUCUGUGCUAAAGCUGGCCCACUUGCAUCUACUGGGGGCCCGCCUGGGUGUGGAGAAGACACUGGAGAGAAUCAAUGCGUGGUUCUACUGGCUAGGGGUCCAAAAGACCAUGGAGGACUACUGCCGCAGCUGUCCUGAGUGCCAGCAGGUGGCACCCAGACCUCACCUACGAAACCCUCUCGUUCCCCUACCCAUUAUAUCUGUUCCCUUCAGUAGGAUAGGCAUGGACCUGGUGGGGCCCCUACCCAGGAGCAGCUGAGGGCGCCAGUACAUCCUGGUCAUAUUAGAUUAUGCCACCAGGUAUCUGGAGGCGGUCCCACUACGAUCCAUGGCCACAAAGGGGAUAGCGAGGGAGCUAAUGCUGCUCUUCUCCUGCGUCGGGCUGCCGGAGGAGAUUCUGAUGGACCAGGACAUGGCGUUCAUGUCGAGAAUCAUAAAAGACCUCUGCCGAUUAAUGAAGGUAACAUGGUUUUGAACCUCAGUAUAUCAUCCACCGACAGACAGGUUGGUGGAGCGGUUCGAUCAGACACUGAAAAAGAUGCUAAAAAAAGGCGAUGGAGGCGGAUGGGAGGAAUUGGGAUCAGCUGCUGCCGUUCCUGCUGUUCUCCAUUCGGGAGGUGCACCAGGCAUCCACUGGCUUCUCCCCGUUCAAGCUGCUCUACAGGAGAUGACCACGGGGGCUCUUGGAUUUGUCUAAAGAGGCCUGGGAGCACCAGCCAUCUCCACAACAUGUAGAGGAGGUAAGAGAGAGGAUGGCAACCAUCUGGCCUAUGGUGAGAGAACACAUGGUGGAAGCCAAAACCGCCCAGGUGCAGGUCUACAAACGAGGGGCCCAACCCAGAGAGUUUGCCCCUGGCGACAAAGGGUUAGUCCUGGUGCCCACCUCCGAAUGCAAGUUUUUGGCGAAAUGGAACAGUCCCUACGAGAUCAUGGAGAAAGUAGGGGAGGUGAAUUAUAGGGUGAGGCAACCAGGACGAAGACAGCCGAAAAAAGUAUAUCAUAUCAACUUGUUAAAGAAGUCGGUGGCCCGCAAUGUGCUGUUUUCACUCUCUCCUCCUCAGGUUGCUGUCAAAACCUUGGUGGUCGAGUUCCCGAUGCGGGAAACAGCUGACCCCGAGCCAGACAGGACCUCCAGGAGCUGGUCAACUGGAACAGAGCCAGGGAAUCAUCACCAGGGAAAAAGGUGAAGCUGUGACCCUACCGGAUCCCCGAAUCCGGGAGAGAGGCUAUCCGGAAUGAGGUAAAGAAUAUGCUGUGCUGGAAUAAUAGAGGAGUCCAACAGCGAAUGGUAUAGUCCUAUUGUGCCAGUCCCCAAACCGGAUGGCCCAAUCAGGUUUUGCAAUGUUUUCAGACAGCUUAACGCCAUCUCCAAGUUCGACGCAUACCCCAUGCGUCGAACUUGAUUGAUGAGCUCACCGAACGCCUAGGGAGGACUCGGUUCAUCACCACCCUCGACCUGACCAAGGGGUACUGGCUAGGUACCCCUAGUCCCCGAAGUCAGAGAGAAAACGGCUUUUGCUACCCCGGAGGAGCUCUUCGACUAUAUUAUGCUGCCAUUUGGAUUACAUGAGGCCCCGCCCACCUUCCACUGCGGAGAAGGAAUGCUUGGCGAUCAAAUGGGCCUUGAGAGAACUGAGGACGGCACUUCACCCUAGUGACAGACCACGCACCACUAGUGUGGAUGUCAAGAAAUAAAGAACAUAAUGCCAGGGUUACCCACUAGUUCCUAUCACUGCAAUCCUAUGCCUUUGAGGUCGUCCACAGGUCCGGAGCAGCGCAUGGCAAGGCAGACACACUGUCCAGGAGGGACGCACUAGGUUCCUGGAUUGCCCCUCCCGGUCGGAGCUGAGGGGGGGGGGGGGUGGUGGCAGCUGGCGGGGAUGGCCCCAGGGAGAGGUAAUAGAUGGGCGAUACGUCAGGUUGCAGUGGAGAAGCUGCAUGCCCAUAUUACGAGGAUAAGGAGUAGCUUAGGCGAAACCAAGGUGGAGGAUUGGCGAGAGAGAGAGUUGUGGAGUGUUCUGUUUUGGAAAGUCUACUAACGUACCGUGUUUGAUCUGUUUGGGAAAGGAGAAGUCUGCUGUGUGCCCGCACCCCUGAUUGGGUGAAAACUUGCUUCGUGCCCGACCCCUGCCUGUCUGACUACCCAAAGGAAAGCUCAGCCCCGGACCAUAAGAGAAACCGACUCCAUGUACCGACCCCUGGCAUCAGACGAUGACGAUUCUCUUGGAUCACAGACUUGUUGACGCUGAUACUAAACUCUACCUCUUCCCCCCACCAAACAGCAAUAAACCUGCGCUUGAACUUGAA